AACUCGAGGCGCGCCUCUUUUGGCCGGAGGAGAGCGUCGGACGACGACGUGGUGCACCGUGUGCACGCAGGCCUUCCCACGCCCGCGAUACUGUGUAAGAACUUACGAGGGGCACUAGUGCAAAUUUCCGAUAAAUUUAGGGAGGCGAGCGCCAUUCGGUUUUGAUUAGCGGGAGCGCACAACACUGCCCUCGCUCCUUCCGUCUUCGGACGCUGCUCCCUCGGCAGCCACGGCCGCUGCCUCGUCGUCGAGGUAUUUGAUAUCUAUCUUUCUCGCCUAAGUUGUAAAAAUCUCGACUCAGCUGCUUCGCCGUUCUCGGAGAGGACGAGAUCGGCAUCCACGGCGGUGGGGAGUGGGGGAUAAGACAUCAGAAAUCAGAAAUCAGAAACCAAAAGAAAGAAAGAAAAAAAUGUCGGUACAGGAGUAUCUGGACAGGCACAUGCUCUCCCGCAAGAUCGAGGAUGCCGUCAACGCCGCCGUCCGAGCCAAAACCCCCGAUCCCGUCCUCUUCAUCUCGAAUCAUAUGAAGAAGGCGGUUCCAGCAGUGAUCACGAAGAUCAGAGCGAGGCAGAUCUUGGACAGCAGAGGGAUUCCCACCGUGGAGGUUGAUCUCCACACCAACAAGGGCAUGUACCGCGCUUCCGCUCCCAGCGGCGCAUCGACCGGCAUGUAUGAAGCUGUUGAGUUGCGUGAUGGUGAUAAAGGAAAAUAUCUUGGAAAAGGUGUCUCUAAGGCUGUGAACAUUAUAAAUGACAAGAUCUCUGAAGCUUUGAUGGGCAUGGAUCCUCAACUCCAAUCCCAGAUUGACCAGGCCAUGAUAGACUUGGAUAAGACAGAUAACAAGGCCGAGCUUGGAGCAAAUGCUAUGUUAGCUGUGUCGAUUGCUGCUUGUAAAGCUGGUGCUGCUGAAAAGGAGGCUCCUCUGUAUAAACAUAUUUCAGAUCUUUCAGGUAAAAGCAGUACAACCCUUCCUGUUCCGGCAAUUACUGUCAUUAGUGGUGGAAAACACGCCGGCAAUAAUUUGGCUGUCCAAGAAAUUAUGAUUCUUCCAGUUGGUGCAAGUAACUUCGAGGAAGCAAUGCAGAUGGGUUCUGAGACCUAUCAUCACCUAAAGGCUAUUAUCUCUGAGAAGUAUGGUCCAAGUGGGUGCAAUGUAGGUGAUGAUGGUGGAUUUGCUCCUAAUAUCUCUGGCAUUUCUGAAGGCUUGGAUCUUGUCAUAGAGGCAAUUGACAGAGCAGGAUAUAAUGGAAGGAUCAAGUUGGCAAUUGAUGUUGCCGCCACUGAUUUUUGCAUAGGAAAGAAAUAUGAUUUGGACUUCAAAUCACCAAAUAAAGUAGGGCAGAAUUUCAAGACAGGAGAAGAUAUGAUUGAGAUGUACUCCCAACUCUGUACUGAAUAUCCAGUUGUGUCAAUCGAGCAGCCAUUUGACAAAGAUGACUGGGAGCAUACAAAAUUAUUCACUGCCCUUGGUUUAUGUCAGGUUGUCGGAGAUGACCUCUUAAUGUCAAAUCCUAAACGCAUAGAACGGGCAAUAAAUGAGUACACUUGCAACGCCCUUCUUCUUAAGGUAAAUCAAGUUGGAACUGUGACCGAGGCCAUAGAAGUAGUGAAGCAGGCGAAGGAUGCUAACUGGGGAGUGAUGGUGUCACACAGAUGUGGAGAGACUGAUGAUUCCUUCAUUGCUGAUUUAGCAGUUGGCCUUGGUGCUGGUCAAAUGAAAUCUGGUGCCCCUUGUCGCGGAGAGCGCCUUGCAAAGUACAAUCAGUUACUAAGAAUAGAGGAAGAGCUUGGAAGUGAAGCUGUCUACGCUGGAGAGAACUGGAGGAGUCCAUGAGCCUACUGCAAUUUUUUUUUCUUUUAUCAAUUCCAUAGGUUUUUCCUUGUGUUUCAUUAUUUUUCAGGAAGUUUAUCUUUCAUGUGAGAGUUCAUCAGGAGUUCCUCUGUUUUGAUCCAUUUUAAGUUGAAAAUUUUGUAAGCAACUGUUAUCGAGAACACUCUGAUAGGUAAUGUUGCAAUUGGAACUAAAUUUCGUACAAUAGCUUCCAAGUGGGAGGAUCUCCCACUUGGCUUACUCAGGGUGCUUGGUCCCCUGUAGCCUGGUUAUGGUUCAUAUGAUGGAUCAGUCAAAAUCCACAUAAUUGUAAACAGCAACUCUGGUAACUGUUAUAAUGCUGUUUGUUUUACCCGACCUUGAACCA
Messenger RNA from Ananas comosus (pineapple), 2198 nucleotides. Its product is annotated as cytosolic enolase 3. NCBI's taxonomy places the organism in Eukaryota, Viridiplantae, Streptophyta, Magnoliopsida, Poales, Bromeliaceae. The transcript has 13 exons. Gene Ontology annotation, biological process: glycolytic process. The record is from RefSeq and is a predicted model, not a curated record. Gene Ontology annotation, molecular function: magnesium ion binding; phosphopyruvate hydratase activity. Gene Ontology annotation, cellular component: phosphopyruvate hydratase complex. Bases 410 to 1834 code for a protein of 474 amino acids.